AUGGCAGAAGCAGUUCUCUUCAGCCUUGCCACCAACAUACUGAAUAGCCUCGCCGCCGAAGCGGUGAAACCUGGAGGCUCCUUCGCUUCUCAGAAGAUCCAGUUGCUCUGCGGUGCCGAGAAUGAGCUCCAAAGCCUUAAAGAUACCAUCGAGGUCAUCCAAGCUGUGCUUUCGGAUGCCGAGAAGCAGCAAUUGCACAACCAACAGGUCAAGCUCUGGCUCAAGAGGCUCAAGGACGUUCUGUACGACGUACAGGACUUGCUCGACGAUGUUGCAACCGAAGAUCUGAGGCGGAAGGUCGCUUCCGGCAACAAGAUGUCGAAAGCGGUACGCGUUUUCUUCUCUAAAUCAAAUCAGCUUGCAUACCGCCUCAAAGUGGGUAAUAAGAUUCAGGAACUUAGGAAGAAACUAGAUCGGAUUAAAACAGAUAAGGAGUUCUUAAAUUUAGAGCAGCGUCGGAACGAGGAAACUCGUGCUAUUGUGAGGAGGAGGAGAACUCCCGCAAUUGAGCGCGAGGAAGAUAUAAUUGGUAGGGAAGAGGAUAAGAAGGCGAUCAUCGCACAUUUGCUCGAUUCCUCCUCUAGAGAGAGUGUGUCGGUUGUUUCCAUCGUCGGUAUAGGAGGAAUGGGAAAAACCGCGCUUGCUGAUCUGGUAUACAAAGAUGAAAAGGUGAAAGACUGUUUCGAGCUAAAGAUAUGGGUGUGUCAUGGGGAUCCUAAAAUCUUUGAUGUGGAUUUGAUCGUCAAAGAAAUGCUGAAAUAUGUCAAAGAUGAGGGUCAAGGUGAUCCUGAGAUGAGGAGAAAUCUGGAAGGCAUUGAGAAUAAAAAUGAGGAACAGUUGCGGAGGCUCCUUGGUAAAGUACUAGAAGGGAACAAGUACUUGCUUGUUUUGGAUGACUUGUGGAAUGAUGAUCGGCAGAGAUGGUUGGAGCUUCGACCAUUGCUGAUGGUGGGCUCAAGGGGGAGCAAGAUACUCGUCACCACGCGCAAUCUGUCGGUUGGGCUUGCUACAGAUGCGAAUUCAGUGAUCCAUGAUCUACAUGGCUUGUCUGAAGAUAAGUCAUGGGACUUGUUCAGGAAAAUGGCUUUUGGAGAUGGGGAAGAAUCAUUAGACUGGAGAUUGGAGGAGAUGGGUCGAGUUAUAGUUAAAAAAUGCGCCGGUGUCCCCCUUGCCAUCAAGACGAUAGGUAGCCUUCUAUACGGCAAAAAGGAAAAAGAGUGGCUCAAUUUCAAAGAGCGUGAACUUCCAAAAAUAGACAAGUCAGAUCACGGAAUUAUGGAAGCUCUCAAGCUCAGCUACGAUCAUCUUCCGUCGCAUUUGAAGCAUUUUUUUGCAUAUUGUGCUUUGUUUCCAAAAGAUUAUGUCUUCGAUAAAAUGACGAUGAUACAGCUUUGGAUGGCACAAGGAUUUAUUGAGUCAUUGGAUGAGAACGAGGACCUAGAAGAGGCCGGGGAUCGAUAUGUCUCGGACCUACUGUGUAGGUCCUUCCUCGAGGUUGAAGCAAUCGAUGAUUACACUGGUGAGGUGACAAUGUUCAAGAUGCACGAUCUCAUGCACGAUCUUGCCUUGAAUGUGGCAGGAGAUGAGUGCCAAAUGAUUAAUCUCAAUGAAGGCAGCACCAGUGGAGGAAUUCGACAUGCAUCAUUUGGUUCACAAUCGCCCUCGCUGCAAAAUGUGGCUUUGCUACUUGAAGCUAACAAUUUACGGACAGUUCUCUUUUUGGAGACUUGGAGAACAUCUGAAUCGAACUUUCCUCCAAAUGAAUAUCGUGGGAUUCUCUCCAAGUUUAGGCAUUGUCGAACAUUGGGUUUGGGCUAUGUAGAUUUCUACCCUUAA
Messenger RNA from Rhodamnia argentea, 1836 nucleotides. RefSeq names its product putative disease resistance protein RGA3. Gene Ontology annotation, biological process: defense response to other organism. The transcript is spliced from 2 exons. NCBI's taxonomy places the organism in Eukaryota, Viridiplantae, Streptophyta, Magnoliopsida, Myrtales, Myrtaceae. Bases 1 to 1836 code for a protein of 611 amino acids. Gene Ontology annotation, molecular function: ADP binding. The record is from RefSeq and is a predicted model, not a curated record.